AUGGCGAUACACAAAGAUGAUGCAGAUUUAAAUAUUAAACAGGGGGAUGAACAAUUAGAUCAAAAUAUACAUUCCAACGUAGCUGGAAGCAACACGAAAUACUUGACUAUAAAAGAACUAGGACAUGGCAUUGCAGUAUCUUUGUGUGCAGCAACGGCGGUUAGUGCCAUAUUGUCUAUUCUGCGGUUUUUUGCGAAGGACUUCAAGUUGUACCAAGACUUUAACCCCACACUGACUGAGUAUAUCAAAAUAUGUGAUAUAGCCAGCAUAGUUAUUCCGGCUAUCUUCUUGGGUCUACUGGCCCUUUAUCUGCUCCAGUGGUUUUGGGCUUCGCACAACUUUCGUGGUGCUCUGCUCCGAACUCUGGUUUGUUUAGCCGCCGGCGCAAUAGCGACCGGUAUUCUUGUGGCGUUGGGUCUGUUUAUACAGAACACAGCCGGCACAAUUACAACAAACCAGAGCAUUAUCAAAGCUACUUCAACCGCACUCGCCCUCCUUGUCUUUCUUAUUCUUUCUAUUCGAGGCAGAAUCAAGCUCUACAAAGCCACCAAAUCCAUCUGGCGGGCGGUCAUUGCCAUAACACUAAUUUUCCUCAUUGCGCUUGGUAUCACAGUUAUUUUCGGCUGCAUGGCCUUUGAGCCCACAGCCAUCCGAUACUACAACAACGAAAUUAGUCGACAAGUCAGCCAGAAUGCAGAAAGAGCUUGGAAUUCACUCUUCUCAUAA
This is a messenger RNA of Nematocida homosporus, 726 nucleotides long. RefSeq lists its product as uncharacterized. The transcript has a single exon. Lineage: Eukaryota; Fungi; Microsporidia. The record is from RefSeq and is a predicted model, not a curated record. Bases 1 to 726 code for a protein of 241 amino acids.